AGCCGCCAUCUUGCUUCUUUUUCUCGCUCGCUAUUUCCCUCUCGAGAAGGAGCGAAAGUGUUUUGGCGGUUUGUCCAUCCGCAGCUUCGGAUCUCUGGGGCCCGGGGUCCUUCCAGCCGCCCCCUACCCCUAGUUUCCCCUUCCCCUUCCCCCUAUAAGAGCUCUGCGGAGCCCCUGGAAGCGCGGAAACACACAGCUUGACACUCAUCCUGGCCGACUGGUUUUAAGGGGUGUGGCAGGACGUUCUGGACUCGAUGAGUUUCCACUGAAAUGUCGGAGAAGUCAGGCCAGAACACAAAAGCAAAGGAUGGGAAAAAGUAUGCGACACUCAGUUUAUUUAAUACUUACAAGGGUAAAUCAUUAGAAACUCAGAAAACUACAGUUGCAGCUCGGCAUGGAUUGCAGAGUCUUGGAAAAGUUGGUAUUUCACGGCGUAUGCCUCCACCUGCUAACCUCCCAAGUCUCAAAGCGGAAAACAAAGGCAAUGAUCCUAAUGUGAACAUCGUACCUAAAGAUGGCACAGGAUGGGCAUCAAAACAAGAGCAACAUGAAGAAGAAAAAGCACCAGAAGUUCCACCAGCACAACCAAAACCUGGGGUUGCAGCUCCCCCAGAAGUAGCACCUGCUCCCAAAUCAUGGGCCAGUAACAAGCAAGGUGGGCAAGGAGAUGGAAUCCAGGUGAAUAGUCAUUUUCAGCAAGAAUUUCCCAGCCUGCAGGCAGCUGGGGAUCAAGAAAAAAAAGAAAAAGAAUCAAUUGAUGACAGCUAUGGACCUGGACCCAGUUUACGCCCACCAAAUGUUGCUUGUUGGAGAGAUGGUGGUAAAUCUGCUAGUUCGCCUUUAACAUCUGACCAAGAUGAAAAGUCUGGCCAGGAUGAAAGCACAGCUGGAACAUCAGACCAAAAUGAUAUCCUCAAAGUGGUGGAAAAGAGGAUAGCUUGUGGUCCUCCACAGGCUAAACUGAAUGGACAACAGCCUGCCCUUGCUUCCCAAUACAGAGCUAUGAUGCCUUCUUACAUGUUUCAGCAGUAUCCAAGGAUGGCCUAUCCUCCUCUACAUGGUCCCAUGAGGUUUCCACCUUCUUUAACUGAAACAAACAAAGGCCUUCGAGGAAGAGGCCCACCUCCUUCAUGGGCCUCUGAGCCUGAACGCCCCUCCAUCCUUAGUGCAUCAGAGCUGAAGGAGCUUGAUAAGUUUGAUAACUUAGAUGCUGAAGCUGAUGAAGGUUGGGCAGGUGCUCAGAUGGAAGUAGAUUAUACAGAACAGCUGAAUUUCAGUGAUGAUGAUGAGCAAGGAAGUAGUAGUCCUAAAGAAAACAGCAGUGAGGAUCAAGGUUCAAAAGCCUCUGUAAACACUGAAAACCGAAAAGAAGCAGAUGAAGUUUUCAACACUAAGUCAUCUUCUCAGAUACCUGCCCAUCCAUCAGUAGCAAAAGGUCCCUAUGGGAAAGGACCUCCACUUAAUCAGGAACGUGGACCAUCGUCACACUUGCCACCACCUCCAAAGUUGCUUGCACAGCAGCAUCCUCCUCCAGACCGACAGGCAGUACCUGGAAGACCAGGCCCUUUCCCCCCUAAGCAACAGGUCCCAGAUGAAGAUGAAAUAUGGAAGCAAAGAAGAAGACAACAGUCAGAACUUUCUGCAGCAGUGGAACGUGCUCGUAAACGGCGUGAAGAGGAAGAGCGAAGAAUGGAAGAGCAAAGGAAAGCAGCAUGUGCAGAGAAGCUUAAACGAUUAGACGAAAAGCUUGGCAUAGUGGACAAACAACCCUCUCCAGAGGAAAUUAGAGAAAGGGAGCGAGAAAAGGAACGAGAACGUGAGAAAGAACUUGAAAAAGAACAAGAAUGGGAGCGAGAGAAGGAGCGGGAAAAAGAAAGGGAAAGGCAACAGGAGAAGGAAAAAGAACUGGAGCGAGAACAGGAAAAACAGAGAGAAAUGGAGAAAGAAAGAAAGCAAGAAAAAGAGAAAGAACUAGAACGGCAGCAAGAAAAGGAAAAAGAACUGCAGAAGAUGAAAGAACAGGAAAAAGAAUGUGAGUUGGAGAAGAAAGAAAGGGAGAAAAUGGAGGAAAAAAUUGAACACAAAGAACCUACUUUAGAGCCUAUGGUAGAAAAACCAGAAAGUGAAAACAGCUGUAACAAAGAAGAUGACCCAGUUUUCAGUAGACGAGAUAGCAAUCGCAGUGAAAAAGAGACCACACAAGCAGCACAUGAAACAGAACCAGAAUCAGGGUCUCAGCCUCGGCCUGCUAUAUUAUCUGGCUAUUUUAAACAGUUUCAGAAGUCUUUACCACCACGAUUCCAGCGGCAGCAGGAACAGAUGAAACAGCAGCAGUGGCAGCAGCAGCAGCAGCAAGGUGUACUUCCACAAACGGUUCCUUCACAGCAGCCAUCCAGUGGUGCUGUCCCUCCACCGCCACACAGACCUCUUUACCAGGCCAUGCAGCCUCACCCUCAGCAUUUGGCUUCUAUGGGUUUUGAUCCAAGGUGGCUCAUGAUGCAGUCAUACAUGGAUCCGCGAAUGAUAUCAGGUCGACCUGCUAUGGAUAUUCCAUCCAUUCAUCCUGGAAUGAUUCCUCCUAAGCCAUUAAUGAGAAGAGACCAGAUGGAAGGGUCACCGAGCAGCUCUGAGUCAUUUGAGCAUAUAGCUCGCUCUGCAAGAGAUCAUGCAAUUUCCCUCUCUGAGCCUCGUAUGAUGUGGGGGUCAGAUCCCUAUCCUCAUACUGAGCCUCAGCAGGCCACCACUCCCAAGGCAACAGAAGAACCUGAGGAUAUAAGGCCUGAAGCCCCAUUGGAUCAGGAACAGAUAACUGCUGCUUAUCCAGUAGAACAUAGUCAGUUAGAGGCUCAUCCAAAAGCAGACUUUGUCAGAGAAUCAAGUGAGACAGAAGUACAGAAGUUUUUAAGCAGAUCAGUGGAAGACAUUAGACCUCAUCAUACUGACACAAAUAAUCAGCCUGCUUGUUUUGACGUACCUGAUCAAAAGACUGUAUCCACUCAAGAAGAGCGAAUUUCAGCUGGAGAAAGUCAGCCUGCCCGGAAAAGAAGUGUGUCCCAUGGAUCUAACCAUACUCAGAAAUCAGAGGAGCAGAGAAAUGAGCCAUCUGCAAGCAUUCCUAAAGUAACUAGCAGAUGCAUUGAUUCAAAAGAACCAGCAGAAAGACCAGAGGAAAAACCAAAAAAAGAGGGCUUUAUACGAUCUUCUGAAGGACCAAAACCUGAAAAACUGUAUAAAUCUAAAUCGGAAACUCGUUGGGGCCCAAGGCCUAGCUCCAGCAGAAGAGAUGAAGGUAAUGAUAGGCCUGUGAGAAGAUCAGGUCCUAUUAAAAAACCUAUACUUAGAGAUAUGAAAGAAGAACGAGAACAAAGGAAGGAGAAAGAAGGAGAAAAGGGAGAAAAGGUCACCGAAAAAAUGGCAAAACCUGAAAAGACAGAAAAGAAAGAGCCUCUUCCUCCACCCCCACCACCUGUGGCACCGCUUCAGCCACAGUCAGUUCCACUGCCACCUCAACCAGAACCAGAGAAAUUUCCUUCAGUAGAAACUUCACCUUCAACUUUGGUGCAAAAGCCACCUCAGGAUACCGAGAAGCCUUUGGAACCUGUAAGUAGUGUUGAGGUAGAGCCUGCAGCUAAAACUGUAAACCAGCAAACUGUCACAGCACCAACAGUCAAGGAAGAAAAGCAACCUGAGAAAGUCAUCAGCAAAGACCUUGUUACAGAGAGGUCUCGACCAGAUUUAAGACCAACAGCUAAGAAAGAAUCAACUUUACCCCCUAGGGCCUAUUGGAAAGAAGCUAGAGAUAGAGAUUGGUUUCCAGAUCAAGGGUACAGAGGUCGAGGCCGAGGUGAAUAUUACUCCAGAGGGCGAAGCUAUAGAGGCUCUUAUGGAGGGCGUGGCCGGGGUGGUAGAGGGCAUGCUCGAGACUAUCCUCAGUAUAGAGACAGUAAGCCACGAGCAGAGCAUGUGCCCCCAGGGCCCCUCAGACAGCGAGAAGAAAGUGAAACACGAAGUGAGAGCUCUGAUUUUGAAGUAGUUCCCAAAAGAAGAAGACAGCGAGGUUCAGAGACUGACACAGACAGUGAAAUUCAUGAAAGUGCAAGUGACAAGGAUAGUUUAAGCAAAGGUAAACUGCCCAAAAGAGAGGAACGGUCUGAAAACAAAAAACCUGUAAAGCCUCCAUCUUCUCUCAAGCCUGAAAAUCAUGUCCGAAUAGAUAGUAGACCUCUAGAAAAACCUUUUGUAAGGGAUGAUGAUAAAUCUAAACCAGGCUUCCUCCCUAAAGGAGAGCCUACAAGGCGAGGCAGAGGGGGAACAUUCAGACGUGGUGGAAGGGAUCCUGGAGGUCGCCCGUCACGCCCUUCCACUUUACGAAGACCUGCUUAUCGGGACAAUCAGUGGAACCCAAGGCAGGCAGAAGCUCCUAAACCAGAUGAAGGAGAGCCACCAAGAAGACAUGAGCAGUUUAUUCCUAUGCCAGCAGAUAAACGGCCUCCAAAAUUUGAGCGAAAAUUUGACCCAGCUAGAGAGAGGCCCCGAAGGCAGCGUCCUACCCGACCACCGAGGCAAGAUAAACCUCCCCGAUUUAGACGGCUAAGAGAGAGGGAGGCUGCUUCAAAAACCAAUGAGGUGGCAGUGCCCACAGAUGGCACAGUUAGUAAUGUGGUUCAAGAACCAGUUAAUACUGCUGGGGAUGUUUCUGGGAAUAAGACACCAGACUUAUCUAAUCAGAACUCUUCAGAUCAGGCAAACGAAGAAUGGGAAACAGCUUCUGAAAGCAGUGAUUUCAAUGAGAGGCGCGAAAGGGAUGAAAAAAAAAAUGCUGAUUUGAAUGCACAAGUGGUUAUAAAGGCUGGAGAGAAUGUUUUACCUCCAAAAAGGGAAAUAGCAAAGAGAAGUUUUUCUAGUCAGAGACCUGGCAUAGAUCGCCAGAAUCGGCGUGGCAACAAUGGUCCACCCAAAUCUGGAAGGACUUUCUCAGGCCCUAGGAAUGAAAGGAGAAGUGGCCCACCAUCAAAAAGUGGAAAGCGAGGGCCAUUUGAUGACCAGUCGGCAGGCACAGCUGGUGCUGAUCCUGUCAAUGGCAGCUCUGCACACCACCAGGAAGGAGCACCUAAUGGUACAGGACAAAAGAACUCCAAAGAUUCUACUGGGAAAAAAAGAGAAGAGCCCAAACCAGGCCCUAAAAAACCCAAAGAGAAAGUGGAUGCACUGUCACAGUUUGAUCUCAACAACUAUGCAAGUGUUGUUAUAAUUGAUGACCAUCCUGAAGUAACAGUAGUUGAAGACCCCCAGUCAAAUUUGAAUGAUGAUGGUUUUACUGAAGUUGUAUCCAAAAAACAACAGAAACGUUUACAGGAUGAAGAACGCCGAAAGAAGGAAGAACAAAUCAUACAGGUCUGGAAUAAAAAGAAUGCAAAUGAAAAAGGAAGAAGUCAGACUUCUAAGCUCCCGCCAAGAUUUGCCAAAAAACAGGCUACGGGAACCCAGCAAGCACAGCUUCCAGCUUUGGCUCUAGCCUCAGCUCCAGGUCCAGGUUCAACCUCAGCUCCAGGUCCAGCCACAACCUCAGCUCCAGUUCCAGCCUCGACCCCAGCUCCAGUUCUAGCAUCACCCUCGGCUCCAGUUCCAGCCCCAGCUGCAGUCCCAGUCUUUACCUCCACCUCAGCUCCACUCCCAACCUUAGCCUUAGCCUCAGCCUCAGCUCCAGUUCCAGCCUCCACCUCAACUACAGCCACAGCCUCUUCUCCAGCUCCAGCUCCAACCCCAAUCCUUGCCUCCGCUUCCACCCCAGCCUCUGUCCCCAUCCUUGCCUCAGCCUCAAUUCCCAUCCUUGCUUCAGCUCUAUCACCAGCUUCAGCUCCACCUCCAGCCACCUCAGCCCCAGCUGCCCCCACCUCAGCCCCGACUGUCCCUGCCUCAAUCCCAGCCCCAGCCCCAGCCCCAACCCCUGCCCUAGUCCAAGUCUCAGUCCCAGCCCCUACUGCUCCAGCCCAGACUCAGGGACAGACUCACAAACCAGUCCAGAGUCCACUACAGACUACAACACAGUCUUCAAAACAGCCACCUCCUUCAAUUAGACUACCUUCAGCCCAGACACCUAAUGGCACAGAUUAUGUAGCCACAGGAAAACCCAUCCAGACCCCACAGUCACAUGGCACUCUUACAACUGAAUUAUGGGAUAACAAGGUGGCCCCACCAGCUGUGUUGAAUGACAUCUCUAAGAAAUUAGGUCCCAUUAGUCCACCACAGCCACCUUCAGUCAGUGCAUGGAAUAAGCCCCUAACAUCAUUUGGAUCAGCUACUUCAUCAGAGGGAACAAAGAAUAGUCAAGAAAGUGGAGUUGAAAUUGGAAUUGACACAAUUCAGUUUGGUGCUCCAGCUUCAAACGGGGCUGAAAAUGAAAUUGUUCCUGUGCUUUCGGAAAAAACUACUGACAAAAUAUCUGAACCUAAAGAGCAACGGCAGAAGCAGCCACGGGCAGGCCCUAUCAAAGCCCAGAAGCUUCCAGAUUUGAGUCCAGUAGAAAACAAAGAACAUAAACCUGGUCCUAUUGGAAAGGAACGUUCAUUAAAAAAUAGAAAAGUAAAAGAUGCCCAACAGGUGGAGCCAGAAGGACAAGAGAAAUCAAGCCCUGCUACAGUCAGAAGUACAGAUCCUGUGGCAACAAAGGAAACCAAAGCAGUUUCAGAAAUGUCUACUGAAAUAGGAACAAUGAUCUCAGUAUCAUCCCCAGAAUAUGGCACUAACGUGAAGGAGUCUGUAACAGACUAUACUACACCUUCUUCCUCUCUGCCUAACACUGUGGCUACUAAUAAUGCAAAGAUGGAGGAUUCUUUGGUUAAUAAUGUGCCCCUGCCCAGCACCCUCCCCCUCCCUAAGAGGGAGACUAUACAACAGAGCUCCAGCCUAACUUCAGUUCCUCCCACUACUUUCAGCCUCACCUUCAAGAUGGAGUCUGCACGUAAGGCAUGGGAAAAUUCUCCAAAUGUUAGGGAAAAGGGAUCUCCAGUAACUUCCACAGCACCUCCAAUCGCGAGUGGAGUCAGCAGUAGUGCCAGUGGACCAAGCACUGCUAAUUACAAUUCAUUCUCAAGUGCAUCGAUGCCUCAGAUUCCUGUUGCUUCAGUCACUCCCACAACUUCACUAUCAGGAGCUGGUACAUAUACUACCUCUUCUUUAAGUACAAAAUCUACAACCACGUCAGACCCUCCUAAUAUUUGUAAAGUGAAACCCCAACAAUUACAGACAAGCAGCCUGCCUUCUGCAAGUCAUUUUUCGCAGUUAAGCUGUAUGCCUUCCCUUAUUGCCCAGCAGCAACAGAGUCCACAAGUCUAUGUGUCUCAGUCUGCAGCAGCUCAAAUCCCAACUUUCUAUAUGGACACAAGUCAUUUAUUCAAUACCCAACAUGCACGAUUGGCUCCACCAUCCUUGGCUCAGCAACAAGGCUUCCAACCAGGUCUCUCUCAGCCAACUUCAGUUCAGCAGAUUCCAAUCCCUAUUUAUGCACCACUGCAAGGGCAGCAUCAAGCCCAGCUAAGUUUGGGUGCUGGACCUGCUGUUUCCCAGGCUCAGGAACUAUUCAGUUCUUCACUUCAACCAUAUAGAUCUCAGCCAGCCUUCAUGCAAAGCAGUCUAUCCCAGCCAUCAGUGGUACUUUCUGGUACUGCCAUCCACAACUUCCCAGCUGUCCAACACCAGGAACUUGCCAAGGCACAGUCGGGUCUUGCGUUUCAGCAAACUUCAAAUACUCAGCCUAUUCCUAUACUGUAUGAACAUCAGCUGGGCCAGGCAUCAGGACUAGGGGGUUCCCAACUGAUUGAUACACAUCUUCUCCAGGCUAGAGCGAAUCUUACCCAGGCUUCAAAUCUUUAUUCUGGACAAGUACAACAGCCUGGUCAGACAAAUUUUUAUAACACUGCCCAGUCACCAAGUGCUCUCCAGCAGGUAAACUAUGGCAUGGUUACAGUACCUUUACCAGCCUCCCAGCUUUCCUUGCCUAAUUUUGGAUCCACUGGGCAGCCUUUAAUUGCUUUGCCUCAGACUCUUCAGCCCCCAUUACAGCAUACCACCCCACAAGCACAGGCCCAGAGCAUGAGUCGUCCUGCACAAGUAAGCCAGCCUUUCAGGGGCUUAAUCCCUGCUGGAACACAGCAUAGCAUGAUCGCAACCACAGGAAAAAUGUCUGAAAUGGAACUAAAAGCCUUUGGAAGUGGCAUUGAUAUAAAACCAGGCACACCUCCAAUCAGCGGUAGAAGCACCACACCAACGUCUAGUCCUUUCCGGGCUACUUCCACAAGUCCGAACAGCCAGUCCAGCAAAAUGAACAGCAUUGUCUAUCAGAAGCAGUUCCAGUCAGCCCCUGCCACUGUGAGAAUGACACAACCUUUUCCUACACAGUUUGCACCCCAGAUUCUCUCUCAGCCUAACCUGGUCCCUCCAUUGGUAAGAGCCCCACAUACUAACACCUUCCCAGCGCCUGUUCAGAGGCCACCAAUGGCACUGGCCAGUCAGAUGCCUCCUCCGCUGACCACAGGCCUCAUGAGCCAUGCUCGUUUGCCACAUGUAGCCAGGGGUCCUUGUGGAUCACUAUCUGGAGUCAGAGGUAAUCAGGCCCAGGCUGCGUUGAAGGCUGAACAAGACAUGAAGGCAAAGCAGAGAGCAGAGGUUCUUCAGUCCACGCAGCGGUUCUUCUCUGAACAGCAACAGAACAAACAGAUAGGAGGCAAAGCCCAGAAAGUGGACAGUGAUUCAAGUAAACCUCCUGAAACACUGACCGACCCUCCUGGUGUCUGUCAGGAAAAAGUAGAAGAAAAGCCACCCCCUGCACCCACCAUAGCCACCAAACCUGUUAGAACUGGACCAAUCAAACCUCAGGCAAUCAAAACCGAAGAAACAAAAUCCUAAAGGCUGUGGGCUGUUGCAGGGGGUUGGGGGAAGGGAGAGGGGAAAGAGGGAGGAUGAAGUCAGAUAAUGCCAGCAGCCAAAGGGGUAAAAUGGUCUCUGACAUUAUCCUGUCCAGAGCUUGGAGGUGCACAAGGGACAUAGGAGCAAUUUACACUGACACACAGCUGCUGCACCAGUAAAAAUGAGGCUUUGCCAGCUUGCACCUACUAUAUAACAUGCACUCUGUUGAUGGCCAUACAUCUUCAGUCAAAUUUAUAUACGAAUACGUGCACACAUUCCUUGAGUGCACGUAAUUUAGAACUAAAAUCCUUACGGUUAGAUGAAACACCAGAAACGUGAGGGCAGUAACAUCACAGAGGAAUAGCUCAGCCUGGACAAUGCGAUGAUCCCAGCUAAGACAUCAGAUGUGGUUUCUUUGCUCCGUUAUGUUCUUUGGAUAUGGUUAUAGCAUUUAUAGGCUUGGUGGUGAAGAACGGAAGAUAACUGGUGCUGGAUAGAGGAGCCUUAUUUUUUAUUAUGGCAGCUUGCUAUUUUUGUAAUGUGGUGAUUGAGUUGAACACAAUCAAAAUACAGUAACUGAUCUCCCCUUCUUCCUGAAUGAGUGAGCAGAUGAUGAAAUAUUGACGUCAGCAUCCUUGAACAUAUCCAGGUGGGCAGUGUUUGGCUACUGCUUCUGUUUGAAAAGAUGCUGUGUUUUGGUUGUGGCCCAAAGGUUUGAUGUGCUACUUGGCUCUUCUUUCUUCCAUGGAACUCUUACCGUUCAGACACAACAGAGUUGGUCAAAUACUAGUUAGGUUGAAUCUUGCUUGCCUCUACUCAGUCAUUUGUAUGAAUCCAGUAGGUUUUUUUAAUUUUUUAAACGGUUUUUAGCUGAUGUUCAUGAAGAUCAGUGAGUACCUAGAACUGUGCCACUAAAGAAAGGAAAUCCUAUCUAAGAAGGUGCAUUUCUGUACCAGAGCUGUGUUAUAACCAUCCUUUGGGCCCUCUGCUGGAAAAGUAGAAUCAAGUCUCAAAUAAUGCCUUUUUCAUUAUAUCCUCUAGUAUUAUAGAUGUAGGACAGUACUGUAUCAUACCUCUGUGAAUGUAAAAUAUCUUGUACCUGCUUUAUGAUAUGUAGUAGUGACCGUGCUUUAUCAGACCUGUUUUUAAUGACGUUAUUCUAGAAUGUUUUCUUUCCAGAUGAUAAUUGAGAAGCUAAUAAAAAAAAAAUGGUGCCAGGUACCACAACAGUAACAGAAUUUGCUGUUUUCUGAGGUUUUGUUUUUUACUUUUUUUUUUUUUUUAAUGGAGUGCGCUGGAUGUCUCUAUAAUUUUGUUCAGAUGACUGCAGAACCUGGAAAAGCUGUUGCUGCUAUUGAUGCAUAACAUACUGCUAUUGGUCUUUUUAUAUAAAUAAAUAAAUCUAUCUAUAUAUAUAUACAUAUAUAUAUAAUUUGAAUUUUUGGAAACUUUAGCUGUGCUGUCAACUUUGGAGAAGUAUCCCAGUUGUACCGUGUUGGGUUGGCAUUGUACAGAAAUCAACAGCCAUAUUGGUCUAGAAACGUUAAACAUAAAUUUUUCCAUUUGUACAGGGGUAACGCACUGUAUUAAAUAUGUAAGGUCUUAUCUACAUGGGUUUGAUUACAGAAACUAAUAAAGUAUUCUCUAAAUAA
Molecule: messenger RNA, 10556 nt
Organism: Mesoplodon densirostris (Blainville's beaked whale)
Lineage: Eukaryota; Metazoa; Chordata; Mammalia; Artiodactyla; Ziphiidae
Gene: PRRC2C
Product: proline rich coiled-coil 2C
Exons: 35
Coding region: 271-8904 (2877 amino acids)
Biological process (GO): cell differentiation
Source: RefSeq, a predicted model, not a curated record